Molecule: messenger RNA, 2382 nt
Organism: Coccomyxa subellipsoidea C-169
Lineage: Eukaryota; Viridiplantae; Chlorophyta; Trebouxiophyceae; Coccomyxaceae
Exons: 14
Coding region: 1-2382 (793 amino acids)
Biological process (GO): proteolysis
Molecular function (GO): serine-type endopeptidase activity
Source: RefSeq, a predicted model, not a curated record
AUGUCAUUGCUGCAGCGGAAGUCUGAUGUGGUGUCCUCGUGCACCCCCAGUGUGCUGUGUGACAGUCAGUGGGAUACUGUCAACGAUGCUGUCCUUGAUAUCUACGCUGUGAAUGUCCAGCUGGGAGCCAUGGCCCUCUGUACAGGAACUCUCAUCACUGCACCCAUCGGGAGGAAGUUCGUGCUCACUGCAGACCACUGCUUUGUGGGUAAGGGGCUGCCACAUAAGACAGCGAUCAACAAUUUUGAGUACUGGAUACUGAUCUUCAACUAUGAGCAGUCAUGUGGAGAAAAAGAAACACCACCCAUCAAACAGGUCAUUCAGGGAUUGAGGCUUGCAUUCUACGACAGCAAGGCCGAUAUCCUCCUUCUAGAGAUAUCUGCAACCAUCCCAGACAGUUUCAAGCCAUACAAGUUGGGCUACGAUGGCAGCGAUAAUGCAGUGCCAACACGAGCCAUCGGCAUACAUCAUCCAAAUGGCAACUUCAAGCGUAUCUCUUAUGCAAACAGCAGUGGCAGCGUCACGACGAAUUUCACAGCAAGGAGAUUCCCUGUUGGUGAAAUUCAGCCGUCUGCCACAACGCAUCUCCAGGUACUGUGGAGCAAGGGUGCAACAACAUCAGGCUCGUCUGGAUCUCCGCUGAUAGACAUGGACACAGGCAAGGUUGUAGCUGUCUUGACUGGAGGCUUUGCCAGCUGCUCUGAACCCCAGGCCCCAGACUACUAUGGCCGCCUGUCUGCGGCAUGGAAGAACGGCCUGGAACACUUCCUAUCCAGUGCUCCCCCAGAUGGUGUCUUGGAGGAGGUUGCAGAGAUUCUGACAGCCUCCAGCGAUGGAGGAUCCAUCGUGGUCCGAACCAUGAACUCAACAAGAUCCGCCAAGCACGGUCCUGGGCUUUGCUUCUUUCCCCAUGUAAUUACCUUCUCGCCACAGGAACGCGCGAAGAGCUUCACCUAUUUCCUCACAGAUCCGAUGCCCUUCGAGAACGAGACCAUCACAGUGAACAUUACAGUGCGCGGCGCGAUACCAGGCAAUCUAUUUGAUGUCUCAUCUUAUGUGGUCCUCUCGGAAAUCAGCGACGUAUUCACCCCCACGGAUGUCUUUGCUUACAAAAGGAGCAUCGAGAUCAGCAUGUCUGAUGAGAUAAAUGCAAACAUAUCCUACUUCGUGCCGGGCAAUAUGGCCCGCUUCCAAUUGAUCUUCAGGCUGACUAGUUCAGUGAAUCAAAAUUACCUCCACAUACACACUCUCAAGGGAAUUGCUCAGGCGUCCACUGGCCCCUGGACGCAGUAUGACGCCUUGGAACUUGAAUGUGAUGAUCUGCCAUGUACCAUUCCCUUCCCGGGGAGCAAUGGCACAGAACCAGUGCUGUUUGACGAGUACAACCCAGAGCCUACCAUGGACGCCGACCCUCAGCUGGCCAUCUUCUCAUUCUCACCUGAUGAGAGCCUGAAUGUCCAGAUGGACAUCUGCCUCCUAGAUGGCAUCCUCAUCGGGGCGACAGUCUCAAUCUACAUCAACCAGCAGUUCACAUGGACGCUCAGCAGUGACCCUUUUGGGGAUCCAAACUGCCUGCACAUUGCCUCUAUCGCGGUGAAGGGUGCAGAGAAUUACACUGUGGUGGUCUCUGACCAGGACAGCUUUGACGCAGUGCUACCCGCACGAAUUGUCAAGUACCUCUAUUUUGACGAUGCAUCCGGGGAGGUGUUGGGUCCAGCAGUGCAGGGGCCCGUAACGGGGCCCGCGGCGUCGGACGUGGCAUCCAAAGCCGAGCGCGUCGCGCUCCCAGCGAACUCCCUGCUCCCUGCGGCGGCCCCGGCCCCGGCCGGCGCGCUGCGGCCGGCCGCCACCGCGCACCCGGGCUCCGAGCGGCCCUACGGCGGCAGCGCUCACGCACCCGCCCCGACAGCUCACAAGCGCGCUAAGGCUCCAAGCCCCAGCAAGCUCCCACGCCCUCUUGCUGCAAGCCUCCAGUCCGCGCCUGCUUUGGCGCCCAGCAGAAUUGGCGCCCCACUUCCGUCAACACCGCCUCUCAAGGGUCCGGUUGCCGGGCCGGCGAUUGCGCCCGCAGCGCAGCGGCUCCCGGCGCCGAGUGUCGCGACGGCCAUGCCGCCGAGCCCGUACUUGGUGGCAUGGGCGAGGCAGACGGACGGACAGUGGCCUGUGACGAAGGCGGAGUCUCUGGCUCUGGCCCCUAAUAAUCCCAGCAUGGCUGCAUCUGCCACUUCGCCAGCGCCGGUUGUUGCGGCUGCGCGCUCGGCUGUGGUGGCCCCGAGUCCGAGGGUGAGCACUGCUUCGGUGUCGGCCGCCGCGGCAGCGCCACCGGCAGUACUGACGACACCCAAGAGAACUGCCAUCCUGUUCACAGGAGACGGAAACUAG